This is a messenger RNA of Danio aesculapii, 4724 nucleotides long. It is a transcript of the gene ece2b, whose product is annotated as endothelin converting enzyme 2b. Gene Ontology annotation, molecular function: metalloendopeptidase activity. Bases 153 to 2450 code for a protein of 765 amino acids. NCBI's taxonomy places the organism in Eukaryota, Metazoa, Chordata, Actinopteri, Cypriniformes, Danionidae. Gene Ontology annotation, cellular component: plasma membrane. The transcript is spliced from 20 exons. The record is from RefSeq and is a predicted model, not a curated record. Gene Ontology annotation, biological process: protein processing.
CCCACAGACAUCUUUCUAUGUUAUAACACACAGAGCAGAGGACGUACUGGUCGUUGGCGGAGGCACAGCAGCCCAUCAUGCGCGCCGUCUUCUGAAAACGCUCAGCGGCGCGAGGGAUGGCUUAGUCGCGUGCGGAGCGCCGAUGCUGCACGAUGAGUGUAGCGCUGCAAGAUUUACGAAAUAACAUGUCUAACUACAAGCGUGCAACGUUUGAGGAGGAGGACGGGACCGAUGUCCCUGUUGAUGGAACCAUUUCUCCUGACAGUGUUGAGGUGGGUUUCCGUAAGGGUGGUAUUCAGUUGUUUGGUCCACUGGGCCGGAGGACUCAGCUUGAGGUAGUGUUGGCCGGUCUGCUUCUUGCUUCACUUCUAGCACUGUUCGGCUGUGCGGUCACACUGGGAGUCCGUUAUAACAGAGAUCCAGCCCGUAGUAUCUGUCUAACCGAGGCCUGUGUCACUGUGGCCAGCAAGAUUGUUGAAGCUUUGGACCGCUCUGCCGACCCAUGUCAGGAUUUUUACCAAUACGCCUGUGGAGGAUGGGUCCGCAAAAACCCCCUGCCAGAUGGCCGGUCCCGCUGGAGCACAUUUAACAGCAUCUGGGACCAGAACCAGGCUGUGCUCAAACACCUGCUGGAAAAUGGCACUUUUAACUCCAGCAGUGAAGCAGAGAGGAAGACACAGUCAUACUACCUUUCCUGUCUUAAUGAACAGCGAAUAGAAGACCUCGGAGCCCAUCCACUCAUGGAUUUAAUUACAAAGAUCGGAGGCUGGAACAUCACAGAGUCCUGGGACAAAGAGAAUUUUCUUGAUGUUUUAAAGAUCAUUUCUGGACCGUACAGAGCUCAGCCCUUCUUCACCGUCAGCGUCAGCGUAGACCCCAAAAACUCCAACAGCAACGUCAUUCAGGUCGACCAAUCAGGACUCUUCCUCCCGUCCCGAGAUUAUUACCUCAAUAAGACUAACGAGAAGGUUUUGAAAGCUUAUCUGGAUUACAUGGUGGAGCUGGGUUUGUUGUUGGGAGGAGACAAGAAUUCCACUCGGGGUCAGAUGCAGCAGAUUUUGGACUUUGAGACGGCGCUGGCGAACAUUACCGUGCCUCAGGACGAACGGCGAGACGAGGAGAAGAUCUACCACAAGAUAACCAUAGCUGACCUCCAGGUCUUGGCUCCGGCUAUUGAAUGGUUGGAUUAUCUGAACUCCGUUCUUUCACCACUGGAGCUGAACGACACCGAGCCGGUGGUGGUGUAUGCUAAAGAAUACAUGCAACAAGUUUCAGAGCUCAUCAACAAGACCGACCACAGUCUUCUGAAUAAUUACAUGAUCUGGAAUCUGGUGCAGAAAGGAGCGUCCAGUCUUGAUCAGCGCUUUGAAAAUGCUCAGGAUAAACUGCUGGAGAGCCUCUAUGGCACUAAAAAGUCAUGUACUCCGCGCUGGCAGACGUGCAUUGGAAACACAGACGACACCCUCGGUUUUGCACUGGGAGCUCUUUUCGUCAAAGCCACCUUCGACAAACAGAGCAAAGAAAUAGCAGAGGGGAUGAUCAAUGAAAUCCGCACGGCUUUCAAAGACGCGCUGGAUGAUUUGAACUGGAUGGAUGAACAGACCCGACAAGCUGCCAAGGACAAGGCGGAUGCCAUCUAUGACAUGAUCGGAUUUCCAGACUUCAUUCUGGACUCUAAAGAGCUGGAUGAUGUGUAUGAUGGGUAUGAGGUUACAGAGGACAACUUCUUCCAGAACAUGAUCAACUUCUAUAACUUCUCAGCACGAGUGAUGGCAGAUCAGCUCCGCAAGCCGCCAAACAGAGACCAAUGGAGUAUGACUCCACCGACAGUGAACGCUUACUACAUGCCAACCAAGAACGGCAUCGUCUUCCCUGCUGGCAUCUUACAGGCCCCGUUCUACGCCCAGGAUCACCCCAAAGCUUUAAACUUUGGUGGGAUUGGAGUGGUCAUGGGACAUGAGCUAACACAUGCGUUUGAUGACCAAGGCCGAGAGUACGACAAAGAUGGAAACCUGCGCUCGUGGUGGCAGAACUCCUCAGUGGAGGCCUUCAAGAACCGCACCGAGUGUAUGAUCGAUCAAUACACACAGUACACCAUCAACGGAGAGCACAUUAAUGGAAAACAGACGCUGGGAGAAAACAUCGCAGACAAUGGCGGCUUGAAAGCUGCCUAUCAUGCGUACAGGUCCUGGGUGCAGAAGAACGGGGAAGAAAAGAGACUCCCAGCUGUAAAUCUGACAAACGAUCAGCUCUUCUUUGUGGGUUUCGCACAGGUGUGGUGCUCUGUCCGGACUCCAGAAAGCGCUCACGAGGGCCUGAUGACGGACCCUCACAGUCCGCCCAAAUAUCGCGUGAUCGGCACCCUGUCCAACUCACCCGACUUCGCCGAGCACUUCCAGUGUCCGCUGGGCUCCUCCAUGAACUCAGGCCACCGCUGCGAGGUUUGGUAGGAUUAAUCCCAAAAAAACCACAGUGGGUCACUUGCACAGACCAGCCUGGCCAAAACAAAACAAAUCAAAACACAGAACGGACCGUCCGUUGUGGCUCUCUCUCAAGCACUGUUUUUUUUAUUUAUGUGCUUCAAAAAGUGAAUUGAGGAGGAAGCAGCGAGCUUGAUGUUCUCCAGUAUCGAAUUUCCCUUUCUGUCGCUUUAUUUAUUUGUUCGCUGAACUUCGAGGCCUGUUUCUGUGCUCAUACUCCUAUAAUUUACAGCCAGAGUCUUCAGAUUGAGCACUGUGACCUCACAGGAAACACUCGGCGACUUCACAGGAAGCUUCACGAUGACCUCACAGGAAGGAAGAAGCUUUCCAGGAUAAAAGCCUUUUUUGUUUCCCCCCUGAAGGCAAUUUUUUUGGUUGAAAUGCUGUUAAAUGACAGGAAGAGCCACCGUUUGAUCAUCACACACUUCCUGUGUUAUGGUUCGAUCUCGACAAAGUUGAAAAUGAAAGUGUUCAUUUUAAACUGCUGGGUUUUUUCUUUUUGCCAAAGAAUGUUUCGUUUGGAGUCCGCAACUGCUUCGCCCUUCAGUAAUUCAUUCCUGUGUGUGUUUUGCUAAAGACAUUUGCUUGUGUGUGUGUGUGUGUGUGUGUGUGUGUGUGUGUGUGUGAACGCUGUGUUUCUGUGUCUGUAAAAGGGACGUCUUCACAUUGUGCUGAACUUCGUCGAGUCUGCUGAAACGCUGAUUAGCAUGAUGCUAGUCAUGUUUUGUUAAAAAAAAAAAACACUCAAAAGAGCGACUCUCAGCAGUUUUUCCAUCACAUCUCACACCCAAAUGAGUAGAUUAUUAUGAUUUUAGCACCAUGAUAGCUUCUCCAUGAAUUAUUAAGACAGUUUAGUACAUUAUUUCAGCCAAUCCAUAACUUUUUAUUUGGUAGCUAUAUAAAUUAUAGCAAACAUAAACAGAAUGUAAUGUAAUAAAUCUUAAAUUGUGUAUUACAUACAUUACUGUUUAAAAGAUUGGGGUCAGUAUUUAAAAAUAUAUUGACUUUAUUGUUUAAUUAUUAGGCAAAAUUCAUUACAAGUCAUAAAAAGUUUCUGAAAGUAUAUAUAUAUAUACUUCCUGACAAAAGUCUUGUCGUCGAUUCCAGUUGUAAGAGCAUGAUGAAUCAUCUGUUGAACUGCAUCCCAAUCAUCACAAAUACUGCAAAAGAUCUACUAGAACAUGCAUGGAAUAGAAAUCAGGCAAGUUUGGUGAAGAAAAAAUCAUGGUUUGGGGUAAAAUUCAGUAUGGGGUCGUUACAUUACAAACCACAGGAGAGGGCAGAUUCAGCCUCCACAUCAAAGUUCCUGAAAGCAAAGAAGGUCAAGGUGCUCCAGGAUUGGCCAGCCCAGUCACCUGAGAUGAACAUUAUUGAGCAUGUCUGGGGUAAGAUGGAAGAGGAGGCGUUGAAGAUGAAUCCAAAGAAUCUUGAUGAACUCUGGGAGUCCUGCAAGAAGGCUUUCUUUGCCAUUCCAGAUGACUUUAUUAAUCAGUGAUUUGAGUCAUUGCAGAGAUGUAUGGAUGCAGUCCUCCAAGCUCAUGAUGGAGUCAGACACAAUAUUCAUUCUGUUUCCACUGCAGCAUGAGCACAUAUUCUAUACUGGACAUUAUUUCUGUUCAGUGACAAGAAUUUUGUCUGAGCAAAGUCAGACCUUAUUGUCCUAAUUAAAUCAUUCAAAAUCAGGGCAUGAUCAUAUUUUAUUAUGGUAAAUAAGCCUAAUCUAGAGGCCUUUGCCUUUCAUAAAGCCACUUCUGAUACCAAAUGAUCAACUAGAAGUCAAGUUAUUAUUGGUUGUUCCUAAAACUUGGAUAGGCAAUACGACUUUUGUCAGGUAGUGUGUGUUUUCCAUACAUUAUCUUGAAAUAUGAGAUAUUCCUGAUGUGUUUUUAGAGAUUCACUCCAAAGCUUGUUUCCGUCAUCAUCUGUUAAGCGUCCCAGCAUGCCUAGAAGUGUUUCAGGGAGUUGCGUCAUUGUCUGCAAAAAGCGAUUCAAUUACUCAGCUUGUGUGAAUCCCAUCUCCAGCAUUUCAGCUGCUGUAAAUCCAGCCCGCGACUACAUUAUAGUCUGAACGUCUCUCCUGUGCGCUGUUGUGGAGUGUCCAUUGGCCAGUUUUGCUUUGGAGUCUGGUUUCUUCUUUCCUGAAGCAGACCAGGUUUGAUUUUUUCAAAUUGUUCGAUGUUCUCUGAAUGCUGCUGACUUCUCUUGUUGUUGUUUUUUUAUUUGUAUAAAUUUUUUCAAUCCACA